Jaculus jaculus (lesser Egyptian jerboa) is the source of this 2018-nucleotide messenger RNA. RefSeq names its product acyl-CoA dehydrogenase family member 8 (gene Acad8). Gene Ontology annotation, molecular function: acyl-CoA dehydrogenase activity; flavin adenine dinucleotide binding. Bases 137 to 1372 code for a protein of 411 amino acids. Lineage: Eukaryota; Metazoa; Chordata; Mammalia; Rodentia; Dipodidae. Gene Ontology annotation, biological process: lipid metabolic process. The record is from RefSeq and is a predicted model, not a curated record. The transcript has 11 exons.
GAGCCCGGGCAGCGAGAGCUCGAUGGACUCUAACUCCCAGAGUGCUGUUGGGGAGGGUCACGGUCUGUAGGUCUUGUCCAGUGCUUGGUCUGAGGGGUCAGAGGAGCUGGGGCUCUGCCUGGGAGCUGCUGUGAAGAUGUUGCGGUCCGGCUACCUUCUCCUCGGUUUCCUGCGCAGGACUCUUUGGGCCCCCAUCCAGACUGGUACCCGGAGUUUGACCUCCUGCAUAGACCCUUCCAUGGGACUAAAUGAGGAACAGAAAGAAUUUCAGAAAGUGGCUUUUGAUUUUGCUGCCCGGGAAAUGGCUCCAAAUAUGGCAGAGUGGGAUCUGAAGGAGCUGUUUCCUGUGGAUGUGAUGCGGAAGGCAGCACAGCUGGGCUUUGGAGGGAUCUAUGUCCGGACAGAUGUUGGUGGGUCUGGAUUGUCACGGCUGGAUACCUCUGUCAUCUUUGAAGCCUUGGCUACUGGCUGCACUAGCACGACUGCCUACAUAAGCAUCCACAACAUGUGUGCCUGGAUGAUUGAUAGCUUUGGAAAUGAGGAACAGAGACUCAAAUUUUGCCCACCACUUUGCACCAUGGAGAAGUUUGCCUCCUACUGCCUCACAGAACCAGGAAGUGGGAGUGAUGCCGCAUCCCUUUUGACCUCAGCUAAGCAACAAGGAGAUCAUUACAUCCUCAAUGGCUCCAAGGCCUUCAUCAGUGGAGGUGGUGAAUCAGACAUCUAUGUCGUCAUGUGCCGAACCGGAGAACCAGGCCCCAAAGGCAUCUCAUGUAUUGUUGUUGAGAAGGGAACCCCUGGCCUUAGCUUUGGCAAGAAGGAAAGAAAGGUGGGGUGGAACUCCCAGCCAACCCGAGCUGUGAUCUUUGAAGACUGUGCAGUCCCUGUGGCCAACAGAAUUGGGAAUGAGGGGCAGGGCUUCCUCAUUGCCAUGAAAGGACUGAACGGCGGGAGGAUCAAUGUUGCAUCCUGCUCUCUGGGGGCUGCUCAUGCUUCAGUUACCCUGGCCCGAGACCAUCUCAAGGUCCGGAAACAGUUUGGAGCUCCUCUGGCUAGUAACCAGUACCUGCAAUUCCAGUUGGCAGAUAUGGCCACAAGGUUAGUUGCCUCCCGGUUGAUGGUACGCACUGCAGCAGUGGCCUUGCAGGAGGAGCGCGAAGAUGCCGUAGCCCUGUGCUCCAUGGCCAAGCUCUUUGUUACAGAUGAAUGCUUUGCCAUCUGCAACCAGGCUUUGCAGAUGCAUGGGGGCUACGGCUACCUGAAGGAUUAUGCUGUUCAGCAGUAUAUGCGGGACUCCAGGGUUCACCAAAUCCUAGAAGGUAGCAAUGAAGUAAUGAAGAUGCUGGUCUCUCGAAGCCUGCUUCAUGAAUAGCAUACACACUGAAUAUUCUGCCCUAGCAUUCUAUGUGCAGCUACAAUCAGUGUUGAGUGCUCCCUGUAGGCUGUUCAGUUACAAAUGGAUAAUGAAGUAGAUUGAAGGGCUGAGCUCUUCCAAGGUGAGGCCGGAACUUUCUAUUGAUAGUGUUGGCUAUAAGACAGGAGCAGAGUGCUCAGUACAACUGGAAGAGCUACCCUGAUGAGGCAUGUCGCAAGAGGACCCAUCAUCUUGUUUUCUAGUACCAGAAAGACAACCAGUGGAUAUUUAGUAGCAAAGUCAUGGCUUAAAUCCACAUUAUCUUUGUUUUUUUGGUCGUCUUCUUGGGGCCUAAGGGCUUGGCAGAGGCUUUCCUAAUUGUAAAGCCAAGGUGUGGGGAGGGGAGGGCAGUGGGCAGCCUGCCUCUGUUCUGUGUUCUGUAGUAGCCAUAUCUCAGGACAGCAUACCUCUGAAUGAACAUAAAUCAUGAUGAUAUGAAUAUUUUGGACACUACUGCCCAGCUGUGAUGUAGGGAACACCUCAACUUCUCAACUUCCCAGAGAUAAAUGGCUGAGAUUAUUUGGAAUUUGGUGGUAGAUUUUUAUCUUGGAGUUACUUCUCUUCUUUUUAAAUAUGUUCAAUAACUACAUUAGUAAGUAAAGUA